Messenger RNA from Leopardus geoffroyi (Geoffroy's cat), 1811 nucleotides. It is a transcript of the gene SERPINB1, whose product is annotated as serpin family B member 1. Gene Ontology annotation, biological process: negative regulation of endopeptidase activity. The coding region runs from base 211 to 1350 and encodes 379 amino acids. Gene Ontology annotation, molecular function: serine-type endopeptidase inhibitor activity. The record is from RefSeq and is a predicted model, not a curated record. The transcript has 7 exons. Lineage: Eukaryota; Metazoa; Chordata; Mammalia; Carnivora; Felidae.
GGACACUGCUCCUGGCGCGGAGCCCACAUUCACCUCAGCCUCUAUGGAAGCACACAGACUCCUAGGACGUCAUCUGGGGUAAGAGCCAACGCCCUGCCCACCCCGGCGGCACACCCCUUCCGCAACUAUAAAGGCCUUUGGCCGAGGCGCUUCCUCCUAUACCUCUCGCCCCACUUCCCGGAGCCCGUCCAGUGCGGAGCCGUCUUCACCAUGGAGCAGCUGAGCACAGCAAACACCCAGUUCGCGGUGGACAUGUUCCACGCUAUGAAUGAGGACAGUCCUACUGGGAAUAUAUUCUUCUCUCCCUUAAGCAUUUCAUCAGCAUUGGCCAUGAUCCUUCUGGGGACUCAAGGUGCUACUGCAGUACAGGUGUCCAAGGCUCUUCAUUUUGAUACAGUUGAGGAGAUUCAUUCAAGAUUUCAGAGUCUGAAUGCCGAUAUCAACAAACGCGGAGCCUCCUAUAUUCUGAAACUUGCUAAUAGGUUGUAUGGAGACAAGAACUAUAAUUUCCUCCCUGAAUUCUUAGCUUCAACUCAGAAAAUGUAUGGUGCUGAAUUGGCCAGUGUGGAUUUUCAGCAAGCCUCUGAAGAAGCAAGGAAGGUGAUUAAUGAGUGGGUCAAAGGGCAGACAGAAGGGAAAAUCCUGGAACUAUUGGCUCCAGGUGUGGUUGACAGCAUGACUAAGCUUGUGCUAGUGAAUGCCAUCUAUUUCAAAGGGAACUGGGAGGAGGAGUUCAUUAAGGAAGCCACUGACAAUAAGCCCUUCCGCUUGAAUAAGAAAGAGACAAAAAUGGUGAAAAUGAUGUAUCAAAAGAAGAGAUUCCCAUAUGGCUACAUCGAGGACCUUAAGUGCCGCGUGCUAGAACUGCCUUACCGAGGCAAGGAACUCAGCAUGAUUAUCCUGCUGCCAGAUGACAUUGAGGAUGAGUCCACAGGUCUCAAGAAGAUUGAGGAACAAUUGACUUUGGAAAAACUGCGUGGGUGGACCAAAGCUGAGAAUCUGGAUUGCAUUGAAGUCAAAGUCUACUUGCCCAGGUUCAAGCUGGAAGAGAGCUACGACCUUAACUCCCACCUAUCCCGCCUGGGUGUAAAGGAUCUUUUUAGUAGCAGCAAGGCUGAUCUGUCCGGCAUGUCAGGAGCUAGAGAUCUUUUCAUAUCAAAAAUUGUCCAUAAGUCCUUUGUGGAAGUCAAUGAGGAGGGCACAGAGGCGGCGGCUGCCACAGCAGGCGUUGCCACCUUUACCAUGCUGAUGCCCGAGGAGGAAUUUGUUGCCGACCAUCCAUUCAUUUUCUUUAUCAAGCAUAAUCCCUCUGCUAACAUCCUGUUCUUGGGCAGAUUGUCUUCCCCUUAGAAACUGGAAAUACAAGGUCAUGCUUAGAGCUUUAUUACCUGCACUUUCAAUGGUGACAAUUUUCAUAUAUCUUUACCAAUAAAACUACCAUCUGAAAAAAGAUCUUUAAUUUCCUUUGUAAGUUCAGCUCUGUUGGCUGUUUACAUACACCCAUGAAAUGUGUAGAUUCUUGACAACAUAGUAGUCUAUGAACUUGCUAUGCUCUCCUGAUGGCCAAAGGAAACAUGAUAAUACUAUAAUUUAGUUUACAGACAGAAUUUUGGAAGCCGAAAUAGACAUUGAUUGUAGAAGGGAGGCUAAAAAAACGGAUAUUCAAUUGAAAUAUAGGAGGGCACCUCAAUUAAGAGUCUGGGUUGUAAGACAAACUUGCCUUGGCCAAUAUUUCUAAUCCCUUGUCCUAUAAGGUUAGUAUUUUUUAAUUGUUCUUAUUCUUUCAAACUAUUAAAGAGUCACUGGUGAUA